Rosa chinensis is the source of this 2889-nucleotide messenger RNA. RefSeq lists its product as uncharacterized. Bases 268 to 798 code for a protein of 176 amino acids. NCBI's taxonomy places the organism in Eukaryota, Viridiplantae, Streptophyta, Magnoliopsida, Rosales, Rosaceae. The transcript has 7 exons. The record is from RefSeq and is a predicted model, not a curated record.
CGACUCCAACCUUCGUCUCAUCGACUAUAUCUCUUUCUCGUCUACCGUUACACCCAAAUAUCCUUAUUAAACCAAGCGUUGCAACCGACCUCUGCUUCCACGGACUUCAACCUUCGUCUCAUCGACUGUAUCUCUUUCUCUUCUACUGUUACACCCAAAUACCCAAAUUGCAGCUCCCAAUCAGGCAGCCUUUAUCCAAAUCGAGCUUCAUAUUCAACCGACCUCGGCGGGGGAAUUGAAAUCACAGUAAGAAUUUGGUAAACCUCUAUGGAGAUGGCAGCUGAGAAUGCCAGGAGAGGGAUAAAGAGGUUCUUGGAACAAUCCACAAGUGAUCGAGUUGAUCAAGGAGAAUCUAAAUGUAGUUGUGUCAAAUCAAAGAGAUUGAAAACAAUAUUUCAUCCAGAAAUUGCAGGAGGAUCUAAUGAAUGUCAGAAUGAAAUGCAAUCAGGAGAUGAUGAUCAAAAUGUCAGUCAAGUUUUUUUCCCUGUUUUACCUGCAGAUUCAUUGGUGGAAUUAAAUGAAAAUAAUUCUUUCCAACAGCUCCCAACUGAUGUCACAAAUAUGGCAGCUAAAAAUACCAAGAGAGGAAGAAAAAAGUUCUUAAAACAAUCUUCUGGUGAGAAAGUUGAUGAAGGAAAAACUGAAUCCAGUCAUGUUAGAUCAAAGAGAUUGAAAAGAAUGUUUUGUCCAAGCAUUACUGAAGGAUCUAAUGAAUGUGAGAAUGGAAGUCAACUUAUAGAUGGUGAUAAAGAUAGUAUUCCAGAUUCAGCUUCAAUUCUGGUGCGAGUUGCAGUUUGAUCAUCUUCAUCUUCAACUCUUGGAUUUGUGGCUUUGAUCUUCAUCGAAGCUUGGUUUUGGUCUUCAUCUUCUCCUCAGGUUAUUCGAUCUUGAUCUUGUUUCUUAGGACUAUGAACUUUAUGAGUUUGAGCUUUCUAGUAAAAAAGUUUGAGGUAUCUAGAGUAAAUCAAAGCAAAUCGGAGUAAACUUGGAACAUUUAGAGCAAUUCUUGAGCAAAAUCUUUGUGUAUUUUAGCCUUAUAGCAAAUUUGGAGUAUAUAGAGCAAAUCAGAGUAAAAUUGGAGCCUAUAGAACAAUUAUCGAGCAAAAUCUCACUGCAAACUGUGCAUACUUCAAGAUUAUAGAGCAAAACUGCUAUCCAUAUGUGAUAUCUGUGUCAAAAUUGAAGCAAUUAGUGAGCAAAGUAAAUUUUGAGCUGAUUUCUCUCUACUGUGUGUGAUUAUGAGUUUCUUUGAUUCAAGUAAUACUGUUCUUGAAGUGUACUGCUGGAAGUUGCUACAAACAGAACUUUAUUCAGUAAGAUCUCUUUGCAGUAAAACAUAAAGGUUACAGAUGGCUCCUCAAGGUGUAACUACUCCUAGUCUUUCUCACUCUGAUGUUCAUUCUUUACUGAGUAUCAUAACUAUGCGACUUGGAGAAAGAAACUUCAUCAAAUGGAGUUUUCAGUUCCAGUCUACACUUGCUGGAAAUGGAUUGUUUGGUUUUUAUGAUGGCUCAGAAGUUGCCCCUCCUCGAUAUGUUCUUACUUCUGAAUUUGAAGUCACUAAGGAAGAAACUACAGCCUAUAGAGCAUGGAAGCAGACAGACAUGGCUCUUCUUAGCCUACUCAUGGCCACUUUGGAUGAAGAUAUUGUAGAUGUGAUAAUAGGUUGCAAAACUUCUAGACAAGCUUGGAUUGCUCUUCAAGAACGUUUUUCUGCUGUGUCAAGAGUGAGUAUAAUGCAGCUUAAAACUGAGUUACAAACACUUCGCAAGGGGAGUGAGACAAUUGAGAAGUAUCUGCAACGUGUUAAGAAUGCUCGAGAUCAGCUCUUAUCAGUAGGAGUUUCUAUUCCAGAUGAAGACAUUAUCAUUGUCAUCUUGAAUGGUCUCCCUGAUGAAUACUCCACUAUUAGAACUGUUGUUGAAGGCAGAGAAACACCUAUUUCUCUUCGAGAUUUGAGGUCUCAAUUGCUUGCUGCAGAAAGAAGACUUGAAGGAAGUUUUUCUCUUUUGUCUACCAUGAGUGCUAUGUUAGCUCAAGGAGGUGAGACAAGGACUGGAGAAAGAGAUGGAAGUAGUAGAGGCUGGGAUAACAAGGGUGGAGGGAAAAAUAAAGAUGUUAAAUAUAAUGGGAAUGGUGUUGAGUGCUCUGUAUGUGGUAAAAAGGGUCAUACUGUGGACACAUGCUUUCGUGUUCAUAAAUGCCAAAUAUGUGGCAAACAUGGUCAUCUUACAAGUACUUGCUAUCAGAACCCUGACUACAAACCUCAACAAACUUCUCAGUCACAAUUCAGGCCUUCAAGCAUUGUACCAUCUCCUGAAUGUCAAAUUUGUUCUAAGAAAGGUCACACAGCUGCUAACUGUUUUUACAGAACUAAUGUUCCUGAGGGACAUCCAUCUUUGUCUAUUCCCACCUGCCAAAUAUGUGGCCUCAAAGGACAUGUUGCUUUGAACUGUUCUCAUAGAACCAACUUUGCUUAUCAAGGUUCUGAUCCUCCUGCUUCUCUGGCUGCUCUAACUGCUCAAUCAACAGGUAGUGUUAAUGGUGUGUUUCAUCAAACUCAAGGAGGAGGAUGUCUGGUAUCUAAUGGAUCAUCCAGCUCUUGUUUUCCUGGUGGUUUUCAUCCUAGCAGUGAUGCUUCUUCAUCCAAUAACUUGGCUGCUCCAUCAAACACUCAUUCAAACAGUGAAAUUUGGAUAGGAGACUCUGGAGCAACUCACCACAUGACUUCAAAACUGAGAAAUCUCACAAUUGCUCAACCAUAUUCUUCUGACAACAAGAUAACCAUUGGUAAUGGUACAGGUUUGAAUGUGGCACACACUGGCUCUAGUUGCAUUAAACCUGCUGAUCAUGUCUUACAAUUGAAACAAGUUCUGCAUGUUCCAGACU